Dictyostelium discoideum AX4 is the source of this 1068-nucleotide messenger RNA. RefSeq names its product elongation factor Ts (gene tsfm). Bases 1 to 1068 code for a protein of 355 amino acids. Gene Ontology annotation, biological process: translational elongation. Gene Ontology annotation, cellular component: mitochondrion. NCBI's taxonomy places the organism in Eukaryota, Evosea, Eumycetozoa, Dictyosteliales, Dictyosteliaceae. The record is from RefSeq and is a predicted model, not a curated record. Gene Ontology annotation, molecular function: translation elongation factor activity. The transcript has 2 exons.
AUGAUCAGAUCAUUAAAUUUUGCUUUAAGAAAUUGUAAUAAAAAUAUUUUAAUUAAUUCAAAUAAAAUAACAAUUAAUAAUGGAUUAUUAUUGAAAAAGAAUAAUUUUUGUACACAAUCAACAAGUGAAGUUAAAGUACCAACUGAAUUAGUUGUACAAUUAAGAAAAAAGACUCAAUCACCAGUACAAGAAUGUAAGAAAGCAUUACAAGCUAGUAACAAUGAUAUGGAUGGUGCAAUCAAAUGGUUAUUAGAAAAGGGUAAAGCCACUGCUGAGAAAUUAAAGAGUAGAGUAUCAGCAGAGGGUAUCAUUUCAGUAUUGGUCGAUAGUGGUAGUGGAAAAGCUGUCAUUUUAGAAAUGAAUAGUGAAACUGAUUUCGUAUCACGUGGUGACAUUUUCCGUAAUUUAGCAAGAGACAUCUCCAAAGCAACUUUAUCAAACCCAAUCAGUGGUGGAAAGUUAGCAGAGAAUGGAAUCUUGGAACUUGACCCAACCCAAGUUGAAAACAUUUACCCAAUUAAAAUUAACAUCACCAAUGAGGAUGGCGUCGCUGAAGAAAUGACUAUCAAAGACUCAAUAGUUCGUAUUGUUAGUAAAUUACGUGAGAAUAUUGUAAUUCGUCGUGCAUCUUUCAUUCAACCAUUAAAUAAUAAUAAUAAUAAUAGUAAAUCAUAUAUUUCAUCAUAUGCACAUGACUCAACAUCAGAAAAGAAAGAUGUUGGUCGUUUAGGUUCAAUCGUUCAAUUUGAAUAUCAAGGUGAUUGUAAUAAUAUGAAUUCUCUUAAAGAGUUUGCCAAUCAAUUAGCAAUUCACAUUGUUAGUAAUUCACCAAGUGUAGUUACAGUCAAUGAUAUUCCAAGUUCAGUUUUAGAGGAAUGUAAAAAUAAUAACAAAAAUCCAGAAUCACUCUAUGAUGAUAUGGUACUCUAUGAACAAUCUUACAUGUAUUCUCCAGAUCAUUCCGUAAAACAAUAUCUUGAAAUUCUCUCUGAAAAAUUAGGUAUUAAAAAUUUAUCUGUCAAAACUUUUAGACGUUAUGCAAUUGGUGAAACUGCCGAACGUGUUUAA